This is a messenger RNA of Mangifera indica (mango), 1658 nucleotides long. RefSeq lists its product as uncharacterized. Lineage: Eukaryota; Viridiplantae; Streptophyta; Magnoliopsida; Sapindales; Anacardiaceae. The record is from RefSeq and is a predicted model, not a curated record. Gene Ontology annotation, cellular component: membrane. Gene Ontology annotation, biological process: regulation of peptide transport. The transcript is spliced from 8 exons. Bases 282 to 1445 code for a protein of 387 amino acids.
CUCUCCUCUCCCACUCCCCACAUUUUCCCUUAUUCUUUUUGGGCAUUGUUAUUCUUCAACCAGCAACAACCAGCCGUCCAAGCUAAUUAUAUAUCGUUGAAGAAUUAAAGCACACGCUAGCAGGAGUUGAGAUCUCACCAAAGUCAAGUUAUACAACGUUACAUGUCGGCAGAGGGGCCAGAGUGAAAAGUAAUUGAAGUUUACAAGUUCAAAGAUCUGAAAGGAAUAACAGAUCUUUUUUCUUGUUUGUGGUUUGAUUUGCUUGUUUGUUUGAUUUUAUAAUGAGUUGGAGAUACAGAGCUGGUUUGUUCUUGAUAGCUGUUGUUGUUAUAAUAUGGGUCACCUCUGCAGAAGUCACCCAGGGUAUUUUUAACGACUACAAGCAGCCAUUUGUAGUGACAUAUCUGGGAGCUUCUCUCAUGGUAGUGUACCUCCCAAUGGCAUUCAUUAAAGAUUGGCUAUGCAAUUUUCUAAAGCGUCGCUUAUCUAAAAGUGGUAAAGAUGCAGACAGUCUGAAUGGUUCUUCUUCUGCUCUCGAUUCUCCUUCAAGGCACACAAUUUUCGAAAUGGAGCUUCAAGGAUCUUACACUAGAAAGGACAGUGAACUGGACUUAUCAUCUCAUGAGGAGGGAUUGCCAUUGGUUUCCAAACUCAAAGAUGACACACAUAAAGAGCUUACAACCAGUGAGGUUAUGAAGUUUGGAUUUUAUAUUGCUCCUAUCUGGUUUUUAACAGAGUAUUUAUCAAAUGCAGCACUUGCGCGAACAAGUGUUGCAAGUACAACAGUGUUAUCAUCAACUUCAGGACUGUUUACACUUUUCAUUGGUGCUUUCCUGGGGGAAGAUAAAUUAAAUGUGUCAAAAGUAGUUGCAGUUUUUGUCAGCAUGGCUGGUGUUGCCAUGACUACUCUUGGAAAAACUUGGGCAGCUGAUGAGUCACAAUUAAGUGUUGCUGCCAAUGGGAAACGCUCUUUGGUUGGAGAUCUUUUUGGCCUUCUCUCAGCUAUGUCAUAUGGACUAUUCACAGUGCUUCUUAAGAAAUUUUGUGGGGAGGAAGGAGAAAGAGUCGAUGUACAAAAGCUGUUUGGAUAUAUAGGAUUGUUUACACUUGUUGCUCUAUGGUGGCUGGUUUGGCCAUUGUCAGCCUUGGGAAUCGAGCCCAAGUUUACGAUGCCUCAUUCAGCUAAAAUGGAUGAAGUUGUCAUUGCCAAUGGCCUUGUUGGCAGUGUCCUUUCAGAUUAUUUUUGGGCACUAUGUGUUGUAUGGACCACUCCACUAGUGGCCACGCUGGGGAUGUCACUCACCAUUCCACUCGCUAUGGUGGCAGACAUGGUGAUUCAUGGCCGUCACUACUCAGCAAUAUAUAUUCUUGGCUCAGCUCAGGUUUUUGCGGGAUUUGUAAUAGCAAAUCUUUCUGGCUGGUUCUCAAAAAAGCUGGGAUUAUAGCAUUUCCUAAACCUGGCAAAUCCUGUUUCUUUUAUCUUGUGUCUGAUUUAAUAUUAUACUCUUCCUCAGUUUGAGUUAUUGGGUUUCAAAAGAGAGGAUAAAGGACGAAUUUUACUUGUGUAAUUUGUAAAUGAAAUUUAGAGGUUCCGCAACUGUAAACAGUUUGUUCUGUUAAAAAAUAUAUAUAUAUAUAUAUAUAAAUUCAUUUUUUUA